Molecule: messenger RNA, 6420 nt
Organism: Cladophialophora yegresii CBS 114405
Lineage: Eukaryota; Fungi; Ascomycota; Eurotiomycetes; Chaetothyriales; Herpotrichiellaceae
Product: E3 ubiquitin-protein ligase UBR1
Exons: 1
Coding region: 1-6420 (2139 amino acids)
Biological process (GO): protein ubiquitination; ubiquitin-dependent protein catabolic process via the N-end rule pathway
Cellular component (GO): ubiquitin ligase complex; cytoplasm
Molecular function (GO): ubiquitin protein ligase activity; zinc ion binding
Source: RefSeq, a predicted model, not a curated record
AUGAGCGCACUAAUCCCCGGCCUUGCCCUUCGACUCUCGCAGGCGUUAUGUGACCACCCGUGGCGGCACGGCCAUCGGUACGGUGUUGCUGCCCAGCAGGGGCUCUUAGAGACGCUUUUCCGAUCCCUCACCAACGACCGACCGGACUACUUGCUCGACCUCUUUCCACACGGCUUUCCUGCCUCAUACAAGCUGCAAGACGCGCAAGGAGUUCAAGAGAAUGCUGAAUACACUGCAGCCGCCCGCGGUCAUCCAUGUGGACAUAUCUUCAAGCCUGGAGAGGCCAACUACCACUGCAGUACGUGCACCGAUGACAACACCGCAGUGCUCUGCGCUCGGUGCUUUGUUGCGAGCGACCACGAGGGUCAUCAGUACACUAUCAACGUCAGUGCAGGGAACAGUGGCUGUUGCGACUGCGGAGACGACGAGGCCUGGAAGAGACCUGUCAAGUGUGCCAUUCAUACAGCCAGUGAUGACUGGGCCACCACGGACGAGCAUGUUUCCCCCUUACCAACCGAUUUACAAGAGUCCAUCCGCACAACCAUCAGCAAGGCUCUCGAUUACUUUUGCGACGUCAUAUCAUGCUCGCCCGAAAACCUACGGUUGCCAAAGACGGUGGAGUCGGUGGCUCAAGAUGAAUCGCGAAGUCGGCUCUCUGCAGAGCACUACGUGUCAGGAGAUGAGAUGGAGACGAACCCCGAAUAUUGCUUGAUCAUCUGGAACGACGAGAAGCACACAGUCCGCGAGGUGCAAUCGCAAGUGGCAAGAGCAUGUCGAGAGCGUGAAGCAUUUGGUCUGCGUAAAGCUGAAGAGGCUAAUGACCUCGGAAGAAGUAUCAUCAGGUAUUCGCGCGACCUCAAGGAACUUACUCGCAUGGCCAAGAUUAUCGAGGAGAUCAAGAUCACCGUCACAAUUCGAUCCUCGAGGGACACGUUUCGGGAACAGAUGUGCGGUACCAUCAUUGAAUGGCUGGCCGAUAUUGCUAGCUGCAGUAUUGCGGGUGACAGUCAUAUCUUGCGUCGUAUCGUGUGCGAGGAGAUGCUCCAGAUCUGGCAGAUUGGGAGUGAGGCCUGGAACGCCAAAGUGGGAAGAGAAGACCUAGAUGAUCACGGCGAUGAAGAUGACCGGGAGUAUCGCAGGAUGUCAAGACUCAGGCACUUUGAUCCUAUCCACUUCGCAAUGCAAAGAGCAUUACAGGUGGAGAUCCUGGACGACGAGGGAGCCAGUGAUGACAAUGAUCCCGGAGAAGAUGACGACGAUGAUGACGAUGACGACGACGACGAUAUCGGCGAUGCAGAUGCAGACCGCGAAACGAAUGAUUUCAUCCUUAGAGCCACCGUUUUCGAGGAGGCAGACCCUGAACUCGCAGUUCCAGAACAGACUCACGAUCCUGAUGUUACAGACGACGCGGAAGAGAUGGACACGGACGGAGAUGCGGACUUUUUGGACGUUGUAGAGCGGAUGGACACGGACGGACCGUCGCCUCCACCGCCACCGGUGCCUCAAGACAUCGGGGAUCCUGGAAACACGGUGGCUAUCGGUGCUGAUGCCUCUCCAGCUGGUCCUGACAGCAACCUCAACUACCUCAAUAUCCCAAGGACGCCCGCCGCCGGUGUUCGCACGACCCGCCGUGAAUCUACACCGCCAAAUCACUGGAGGUUGUCCCCGCCGCAGUCUGCGCAGAACACAGCUCUUCCCAUUUACGAAGACCUCACCAAGAAUAUACGCGUAGACUCAAUGAUCCUUUUCGACCUUCGGUUGUGGAAACUUGCACGGACGGGCCUUCGAGAUCUAUUCAUCAGCACGCUGGUCAAUAUCCCCCAAUUCAAGCGAAUCCUGGGGUUGAGAUUCUCCGGCUUGUACACAACGCUUGCGCAGCUCUAUCUGGUGGCGGAUCGGGAACCAGACCAUUCCAUCAUCAACUUGUCGCUGCAGCUUCUGACCACGCCGUCAAUCACUGAGGAGGUGAUAGAGCGGGGGAACUUCCUGACGAACCUGAUGGCUAUUCUCUACACAUUUUUGACUACCAGGCAGGUCGGGUUGCCCAAAGAUCUCGAUCCUGGAGCUACUCUAGGCUUUGAUGCGGGUUCUGUUGCCAACCGGCGGCUGUAUCACUUCUUCUCUGACCUCCGAUACUUCCUGGCAUCCCCGUACGUGCAGGCCAAAGCCCGCAACGAGCCACAGUAUUUGUUUCAGUUUCUCGACCUUGCAAAAUUAUCGCAAGGUAUCUGUCCGAACGUGAGAGCGGUCGGUGAACAUGUCGAGUAUGAAACCGAUGCAUGGAUUAGCGCGUCGUUAUUGACUCGCGACAUCAACAAAUUAUGCCGACAGUUCGCCGAGGCGUAUCAUCUGUCCAAGCAAAGCAGCCCUUCGGCGUUACGUGCGACUUGGGAUGCAAUAUCUCACGCUGCAGGGAUAGCUAUCAUCAACUCUGUUGGGCUUGAGAGGCGGCGAUUCGAUCAAGCAGAAAUAAAAGAGCCUGUUCGUUUCCAUAUUGUGGCACCAUUCGGUUUCAGUGUUGUUGAAUUCGUGGUCCAGAAAGGCCCUCUGAGCUUCCAUCAUCCGCUUCAUUACACGCUGUCCUGGUUGCUAGAGGGAGGGAAAGAUUUCAACCAGUCCAUAACGGCGCUUCGAGAAGCCGCGCAGACAUUCUUGUCCCAUCUCCACGACUCACCACUAGCACCCCGUGAUAGCACGAUCAAAGCUGCGCUCAAUUCGGUCGACGAUGCACUUCUCGCAAUGUUUGACUUCCCACUCAGGGUUUGCGCUUGGCUGGCGCAGAUGAGGGCCAAUCUUUGGGUACGGAAUGGGAUGAGUCUCCGCCAUCAGAUGGUGCAGUACAAGAGCGUAGCGCAUCGGGACGUCGGGCACCAUCGAGACCUGUUCCUGCUCCAGACGGCCCUCGUGGCCUGCGAUCCCAGCCGGGUGCUGGUUUCUAUGGUCGAUCGUUUUGGUCUUUCAGCCUGGAUGUACAAUGGUUUUGUCUCUCUCGAGAUCUGUGACGACAAUCAGAUGCUGGACCUUGCCGAGGAUUUCGUGUACCUUCUGAUCAAUCUGCUUUCGGACCGAGAUGCCCUAAUCACGGACAAAGACAAUCCGGGAUCGCAAUUGCUGACGCUGCGGAAGGACAUAGCCCACACUCUGUGCUUCAAGCCGCUGUCGUACUCAGACCUGUAUUCUCGCCUGACAGAGCGUGCGCAAGAUUACGACCACCUGCAAGCUGUGCUUGAGCAGAUGACCAAAUAUAGGCCGCCUGAAGGACUCCACGACUCCGGGUUAUUUGAGCUCAAGGAAGAGUAUCUGCAAGAAUUGGAUCCGUACAACUCGCACUUUAGCAAAAACCAAAGAGACGAGGCGGAAAAUAUCUACAAGAACUGGAUGAGCAAGAAGUUGAACAAACCGCCAGAUGACAUUGUAAUGGAGCCUAAGCUGCAUCCCAUCCCAUGCGAGGCCUACGUCAAUCUUUGUGCGGUUGUCAACACCACUGUGUUCGCCGACGUCAUCCAUAAAACGUUGCUCUACGUUGCGUACGGUCACAAGCAGAAACAGGGAGUUUCAGCAACGCGAGUGGAGGCAUUCCUCCAGAUUCUCCUGCAGCUGGCGCUCAUAGCCACAUUCGAGGAUCAGGCAGAAACCAGCGUCGAUAGUCCAUCCUUCAUUCGUCACGCCAUCACCCUUCAGCUGGAGUCUUACGAUGGCCCGCCUUCGACCAUCAUUGCACUUCUAUGCAAGAUUUGGCUGAUGGAAGAAUUCAGUUCGUGCCGCAGCAAAAUUAGACACAUGCUACGACUUUUCAACCAGAAGCUGCCGCAUCAAUUCACUGCUGCUACUCAGCAUCUGGAUUUCCCAUCGGGCCGAUUCGACACUGCGUCUCCAGCUAAUUUCGAGAGCGAAUUGGAAGCCAAAAAGAAACAGGCAAUGGAGCGAAAAGCAAGAGUCAUGGCUCAGUUCCAGCAGCAACAACAGAGCUUCAUGGACAAACAGGGCGUAAUCGACUGGGGGGAUGACGACCUUGACUCCGCCGAGGACGAACUACCGAGAUCAACCGAGACCCGCCACUGGAAGUAUCCGUCUGGACUAUGCAUACAAUGCCGUGAGGACACAUCGGAUUCCAGGUUGUAUGGCACGUUCGCUAUGGUUAGCGAUGCCCAUAUCCUCCGAGAGACGCCAACGGACGAUGACGAUUUUGUCGGUGAGCUCUUUGCGGUUCCGGAAAAUCUUGAUCGCUCGAUUGAGAACAUCCGGCCCUUUGGGGUGUCGGGGUCCAACCACGAACAAGUGAAGCGGAUGACGUCUGAAGGGAAUGAGGUGAAAGUCGAUUUUCAAGGCCUGGGAAAAGGGUGGCCCAAGGGCCGCACCAUGAAAGGUCCGGUUUCUACGAGCUGUGGGCAUAUCAUGCAUUUCAGCUGUUUCGAGAACUAUUAUCAGUCCAUUACACGGAGACACCUACAGCAGGUUGCCAGAAACCAUCCUGAAAGAAUAUCCCUGAAAGAAUUUGUCUGCCCGCUUUGCAAAGCCCUUGCGAACAGCUUUCUGCCGAUCAUCUGGAGACACUCAGAGCAAUCUUAUCCGGGGUCGCUUGAUGUUUCGAAGGAGUUUGACUUCUUCCUGGACAUCGACGUACCUUCGGCCGAUUCGACAACCGCAAGCCAAGACGUCUCCUUCGAGGCCCAAGCGUCGGAGGUGCACUCACAGACCCUGGCCACAUUCUCUAACAGCUCCUUGACCCCUGCCAUAGCUAGUUGGCAAGCAGGUGAUCUCUCCAUCAGCCCCACAAGUCAAGCCUGGGCGGAGCGACCGGAACUGGCAUCUUUUGCUGAACUCGCCAGCAUCUAUGGGCGUCUUCGAGAGACACUCGCGAUUGUCUCUAGGACCAGUCAGGGCUCGAUACCUCGAGAAGAUUGGAACGUCAAUCAUUUUCAGCUCCUUGUCAACACCUUGAUAAACACAAUAGCUGCUGUCGAGAUCGGGCAUAGAGGCCGCGAAGCAGAAUAUGGCACCUCUCUGCUAACAAGUAUACCUCAGCAAACCCUCAGCCAUCUGCAGAUCACGUCGUCGACCUUGAGAGCGUAUGCAGCUACGGGUGCCUUCACUGUUCGUGGCUCGGUCGAGAGUCAGUACAGAGAGCUUUGCGACCAGGUUGAGCGCCAAUUAGCCGGACAGACAGGGAAUAUUGCGUCGUCGACGAGUUCUGCAACAGUACCCCCUUUGCUCUCCGUGGACCCGUUCCAGUUUCUGGUUCAGGCUACAAUGGUAUUGAGCCCGAUCCGGCGUCUUGAGCCUCGCCACCUCUUACAGUUAGCUCUAACUAUAGAGCUACUACGAGUCACCCUGGCGUUCCUGUUCGACUCGGAAGCUUUUAUGACGGCUAGCGAAAAGCUGACGGGAGGACAUAUCCGGCAUGCGACGGCCCUGAAUCCAGACCCAGAGCAGCUUCGCGGCGUUGAAAGCAUGGUCUCCUGGAUUAACCUUCAAGUCCAGGUGAUUGACGAGAAGGAGCGUGUUCGGAAAUUCCUGCAUGCUAUGUCCCCAACCACAGCAGGGGCAUUAUUCAAGCUAUGCAAGGUGUAUGGUCUGGCUUUCCUGCGAAAGGCCGCCAUAUUCUUUCAUGUUGCGCACGGUGUCGAUUUUCCCACUACUGCUGGAACGGAAGCCGGCUUGUCAGAGCUCGAGCGGCUUUGUCACCUCUUACAGCUUCCUGGCAUUAGCGACAUCCUCAACAGCUUUGGCGAAUACUCGACAUCUAGCGUUCUGAAAGAUCGGGCAACGAUCUGGGUGUUAGACUGUAUCCGAUUCCAGGUAAGAAACGCAUCGACGCUGACGCAGUUCGAGUCCUCCCCGCGACCCCUAGGGGUCAAGCUUCUCCACCCAGCACCAUUUGAGCUGAUUGGGCUUCCCCGAUACUUUGACGUCUUGAUGGAAGAAUCCCAGCGGCGAAAAUGUCCAACCACUGGGAAAGACGUAUCGGACCCCGCGCUUUGUCUAUUCUGCGGCGAAAUAUUCUGCUCCCAGACGGUCUGCUGCCUGACGGAAGACAUGCGAGGGGGAUGCAAUGCCCACGUGGAGAAGUGUUCGAGCCCGAUCGGCAUGUUCCUGUUUAUCCGUAAAUGUCACGUGGCGCUGCUACAUGUCGCGAAAGACCCAAAGACGGGUAGCAACGAUCGCGAUGAACUUCGACGGCUUCAGCUGGCACCGAGCGCUUCCAUUCUGAGUCAUGGAUCUUUCUUCUCAGCGCCGUACUUGACGAAGCAUGGCGAGACUGAUUCGGGGCUGAGGUCCAAGCACCAGCUGAUCUUGAACCAGAAGAGGUACGACAAACUCUUGAGAGACACUUGGCUAAUGACCAAUGGCAGCGUCUGGAGCACGAUAGCUCGGAAGCUGGAGAGCGAGGUCAACGCUGGUGGCUGGGAGACUUUGUGA